Messenger RNA from Trypanosoma brucei brucei TREU927, 933 nucleotides. Its product is annotated as ubiquitin-conjugating enzyme, putative. Lineage: Eukaryota; Euglenozoa; Kinetoplastea; Trypanosomatida; Trypanosomatidae. The transcript has a single exon. The record is from RefSeq and is a predicted model, not a curated record. Bases 1 to 933 code for a protein of 310 amino acids.
AUGAACGUACAGAAGGCCAUUCAGAGGUUAGGAAGGGAAAAGGAGCAACUUGACAAGUCCCGCGUGCGCGAGUUCUAUGCAGCUCCUCUCGAAGACAACAUAUUUGAGUGGCACUUUACUCUUCUAGGUCCGGCAGACUCGCCAUACGCUGAAGGGCUUUACCACGGCGUCCUCCGUUUCUCCAACGACUAUCCCUUCAGUCCACCGGAUAUCACCUUCCUCACCACCAGUGGGCGCUUUGAGGUGGGAAAAAGUAUAUGCAGCAGCGUUAGUAGUUACCAUCCGGAGCUGUGGCAGCCACGUUAUGACAUUGCCCUCGUUCUCGUAGCAUUGCGAGCUUUUAUGGCACAGGAUGAUGAGGAGGGUAUCGGCGCUCUUGCACGCCAGUACGUGAGUGCAGAUGAGAAGCGGAGGCUCGCGCGUGAGGCGCGGAAGUUUAGUUGCGCGGUUUGUGGCAUGAAAUCGGCCGAGUCCCUCUGGCACGAAGAAAUGGAGGGCCACCCUCCCGUCGGGGCUGAAGUCGAGGCGAGUGUUCCACAAUUGCCGAAGCGCAAAAAACCGGAUGCAAAUGAAAGCGGUGACAAUGAUAAAAAAGCGAAAGCAUGUGCCGACGCCGGUAACAACACCAGCAUCAGCACCAGUGACAAUUGUAACAAUGCCACCACUGGGAGCAGUGGUGGCGGAGAGGAAGAAGCGGCGGCAACUCCCGAAACUACUGAGGACACCGCGGAAAAGGCCGAGGAGAAGUUAUUAGAUAUCGCAGAGAGGUCUGUUCAAACAGAAGAAAGAUCAGAACCCGUCGCGCCAGGCGUUCGUCUGCGUCUCGGCCAGCGCUUACUGAUAAAUCUCUCGUACUCCAUGCUUGACAACGUGAUUUGGGUGUGUUCAGCCAUUUGCUUCGCAAUCCUCGUGAAGAAAGCACUUUGGGGAUAA